AAUUAAAGUUCCUGCAUGAUUUGGCAAUUACCCCUUUCAAAAUUAGGGUGGAUUUACAAAUCCCGAAGUCCAACUUCCGAAGCGCAGAGUACCACUUUCAAUACCUCAGCUUCUUAUACCUCUCCAAAACCCUCGACUCACUUUUCUUUCCAGCCACCGCUCUUCAACAAUGGCGUCUCGUUGCAGAACGAUCUCAAAGCCAGCAAUGAGCUUUCUCAAAUCCACCUUUUCAAAGAGCACACCCAUGUUCUCAGCUCAAUCGGCGCGCCUCUCUCCAUCGCCAUUUUCGAGGACAUUGCCUCAAAUAGCUAUGCUCCAAUCUCUGUUACCUCUCCACUCGGCGCUGUCGUCGGCUCGACUAACCUCUUGUCUAGGCAUAGACACCAAGGGCUGCAGAUCUUUGUCUCAGGGUAUGCUCUGCAGUGCCAACCCUGGAGUUUGAUAGAUUUUGUAAUGUUUCUAACUAGGUCUCUCGGUGCCGCGAUGAGAGAGGAAAUGUAAUAAAGGUUGAAGAAGAUACUUGAAUUUGAUGGCUCCUAUUAGACAAUAUACUUUCACAAUCUACUAGAGUGGGAACCACUGGCAAAUUUUUGUAUAAGCAAUAUCUUCUCUUGUGUAUUGAAUCAUUACAUUUGUAUUUGUGUUUGAGCAUGGUUUGGUUUCAAUUGUGAUGUGUAGAGAGUUGGAAGAUAGGUCUACUAGAAAACUUGUGCUCUCAUAUUUGAACUUUGAACUCUCUAUUGAUACCUUUGCUAGUCGAGAUGAUUAUGAUGUGUUGAUGAUGUGGCAAA
Salvia miltiorrhiza (redroot sage) is the source of this 791-nucleotide messenger RNA. Its product is annotated as protein NONRESPONDING TO OXYLIPINS 2, mitochondrial. The record is from RefSeq and is a predicted model, not a curated record. NCBI's taxonomy places the organism in Eukaryota, Viridiplantae, Streptophyta, Magnoliopsida, Lamiales, Lamiaceae. The transcript has 3 exons. Bases 16 to 501 code for a protein of 161 amino acids.